Glycine soja is the source of this 2062-nucleotide messenger RNA. Its product is annotated as patellin-6-like. Bases 265 to 1572 code for a protein of 435 amino acids. The record is from RefSeq and is a predicted model, not a curated record. The transcript has 4 exons. Gene Ontology annotation, molecular function: lipid binding. NCBI's taxonomy places the organism in Eukaryota, Viridiplantae, Streptophyta, Magnoliopsida, Fabales, Fabaceae.
CAUGCUGCAACUGCAAGACAAAGCGGUGUCUGCCCCAAUCACUUUCCAACUGCGCUCGGUUUGAAAGUUGGAAACCCUCCACUCCUAGCUACUACACCAGCGCGUGCCUUCACUCUCUCCUCCCUUUUCAAAUUCGCUUUCACACCUUCAACUUCAAGCUCAACUCGAAGCCACUCCACAGAGAGAACCAAGCCCAAAAAAGCUGAGAACUUUGGCACAAAACCAACAAGCCCACCUUCAAAUCACCCCAUAUUCCCCAUUCCCAUGCAGAGAUUCCAUCUGGGUCUCCCUCAUUCACCACCAAUGGACACCAGCACACCCUUCCAAGACCUUCCAGAAGCAUCUCCAAAGCCCUUCUUCAAGAAAACCACACUCACUUCCUUCAUCAUGUCUUCAACACCUUCCUUCAAGGAAGACACCUACUACAUCUCCCACCUCAAAUCCUCCGAGAAAAAAGCCCUCCAAGACCUCAAGAACAAACUCCAAUCUUCUUAUUCUUCCACCCCUUCCAUGUGGGGCGUUCCUUUACUCAACAACAACAACGCCGACAACGCCGACGUCAUCCUCCUCAAGUUCCUCCGAGCCCGUGACUUCAGGGUCCACGACGCCCUCUCCAUGCUCCUCAAGUGCCUCUCAUGGAGGACCGAGUUCGGAGCUGACAACAUUGUCGACGAGGAGCUCGGUGGGUUCAAGGAACUUGAAGGGGUUGUAGCCUAUACCCAUGGCUAUGACAGAGAGGGACACCCCGUGUGCUACAACGCCUAUGGGGUAUUCAAGGAUAGGGAGAUGUACGAGAAUGUUUUCGGGGACGAGGAGAAGCUGAAGAAGUUCUUGCGGUGGAGGGUGCAGGUGCUGGAGAGAGGGGUGAGGAUGCUACACUUCAAGCCCGGUGGGGUUAAUUCGCUCAUUCAGGUUACGGACCUUAAAGACAUGCCCAAGAGGGAGCUAAGAAUUGCUUCUAACCAGAUUCUGUCUCUGUUCCAGGAUAACUAUCCUGAAAUGGUGGCUCGCAAGAUUUUCAUCAAUGUGCCAUGGUACUUCAGUGUGUUGUAUUCAAUGUUCAGUCCGUUUCUGACCCAGAGAACUAAGAGCAAGUUUGUGAUCUCUAAGGAAGGAAAUGCUGCCGAGACACUCUACAAAUUUAUAAGGCCCGAGAAUAUUCCUGUUCGGUAUGGUGGAUUGAGUCGACCAAGCGAUUUGGAGAAUGGUCCCCCAAAACCUGCUUCUGAGUUCACAGUUAAAGGAGGAGAGAUAGUGAACAUACAAAUAGAAGGAAUUGAGAGUGGUGCAACUAUCACUUGGGAUAUUGUGGUGGGAGGUUGGGACUUGGAGUAUAGUGCUGAAUUUGUCCCAAUUGCACAAGGUAGCUACACCUUAGCAGUUGAUAAGGCAAGGAAGAUUGAGGCCACAGAAGAAGCAAUCCAUAACUCUUUCACAUCAAAAGAAGCUGGCAAAAUGGUACUCUCUGUUGAUAACUCUGCCUCAAGGAAGAAAAAAGUUGCUGCUUAUCGCUAUUUUGUGCGCAAAUCCAGCACACCAACACCAUCUGAGGUGCAAUUAAGCCCUAAAUGAUUGUAGGAGCCAUAUAUGACUUUAUAUGCUUUGAAGUUAAUUAUAAGUCUUAACUCUCUUCGGUUAUGAACUUAUGAUUCUGAACUUUGUUUGAGCCAACUUAAAGGUACUUAGUACUAUUGUAUUAGUGUAAUGUAAAAAAAUGAGGGAAAAAAACGUGCUAUAGCAUGGUGAUUUGGUACAUAUGAAAAAGCAAGUGGCUUUGCUUAUUAUAAUACAUUUUACUAUUUGGGCAUGAUGUGGUGAAUUGGUGAUUACUUUUGUCAGAGGGUAUUGUAUUGUUAUUUAGCAUGUGUGGGAAAGUACUUUAGUUUUGUUCCCAGAAGAGAAGUGAAUUGAAUUGAGUGGGGAUGGACCUUUACCUGCCCUUGACGGUUUUGAUUUGAUAUUAUGUUAUGGUCCAUGCAAGAUGAACGGUGAUGAUGGUCCAUUGAAGAGUUCACGGGCUCUGGAACUUGAAAUUGAAUGGUGUAGCAUCUUUCCUUGUCUA